AUGGCGGCGAGUCAGGGAGGUGGUGGUUGCAGUGGGGGCGGCGGUUGUGGUGGAGGUGGAAGUAGCGGUGGCAGUGGAGCGGCCGGAGGAGGUGGUGGAGCCGGAGGGGGAGGCGGCGGCGGCGGGACCCUGGUGGUGCCCAUCCCGGUACCGACUCUUUUCGGCCAGCCGUUCCCUAACGGGCCGCAGUGGAACCCGGGGAGCCUGCAGCCUCAACACACCGCGAGGAGCCUGGACCGGGCCCUGGAGGAGGCGGGCAACUCCGGCAUCCUCAGUCUCAGUGGUAGGAAACUCCGAGACUUUCCCGGCAGCGGCUACGACCUGACCGACACCACCCAAGCAGAUCUUUCAAGAAAUCGUUUUACAGAAAUUCCUUCUGAUGUCUGGUUAUUUGCACCUCUUGAAACAUUAAAUUUAUAUCAUAAUUGCAUCAAAACCAUUCCUGAAGCCAUUAAAAACCUGCAGAUGUUAACAUACCUUAACAUUAGUCGAAAUCUUUUAUCAACAUUGCCAAAAUACUUAUUUGAGCUUCCCCUUAAAGUUUUGGUCAUCAGUAAUAACAAACUCGUAUCCAUUCCAGAAGAAAUUGGGAAGUUAAAGGGUUUAAUGGAAUUGGAUAUCAGCUGCAACGAGAUUCAGGCCCUUCCUCAGCAAAUGGGAAAAUUACAUUCACUUAGAGAGCUAAAUAUAAGAAGAAAUAAUCUUCAUGUGUUGCCAGAUGAAUUAGGAGAUCUUCCCUUAGUCAAGCUGGAUUUCUCUUGUAAUAAAGUGACCGAAAUUCCAGUUUGUUAUAGGAAGCUGCAUCAUUUACAAGUAAUGAUUUUGGAUAAUAAUCCAUUGCAAGUACCACCAGCACAGAUAUGUUUAAAGGGUAAAGUACACAUAUUUAAAUACUUAAAUAUCCAAGCAUGUUGCAGAAUGGAUAAGAAACCAGAUUCCCUGGAUCUUCCAUCAUUGAGUAAAAGGAUGCCCUCCCAGCCUCUCACAGACAGUAUGGAAGACUUUUAUCCAAAUAAAAAUCAUGGCCCUGACUCUGGAAUUGGAAGUGAUAAUGGAGAGAAACGAUUAUCUACAACAGAACCAUCGGAUGACGACACAAUCAGCCUUCACUCUCAAGUCUCAGAAUCAAAUAGAGAGCAGACAUCAAGAAAUGACAGUCACACAAUAGGAAGUAAACCUGAUUCUCAGAAAGACCAAGAGGUGUAUGAUUUUAUUGACCCCAACACAGAAGAUACAGCAGUUCCUGAACAAGGUGAUGCACAUAUUGGAUCCUUUGUCUCUUCCCAUAAGGGAAAAGAAAAACGUCCUGAAAAAUCUCAGAAAAAUGAAGAAUUGGGAGAUGAAAGAAGACUGGGGAAAGAACAGUUACUUGCAGAGGAAGAGGAUGAUUUGAAGGAAGUAACUGAUUUGAGGAAAAUAGCCGCUCAGUUAUUGCAGCAAGAGAACAGGAUUCUUAAUCAUUCAACUUAUGUUACAAGAAGCAAGCCAAAACAAACUGUGGAAUGCAUAAAGAGUGUCUCUGCAGAUGAAGUUAAUUCACCAUUAUCACCUCUCACAUGGCAGCCCUUAGAAAAUCAGAAGGAUCAAAUAGACGAACAUCAGUGGCCAGAAUCUCAACCUAUAAUCUGGCAGAGUGAGGAAAGGAGGCGGAGCAAACAGAUUAGAAAAGAAUAUUUCAAGUAUAAAUCAUCAAAGAAGAGUUCAAGUGGCCAUGAAAACCAUGAGCGAGACAGUGAUAAUGCUAAUAUGUCACCACAAUCUCCAGUAUCAUCUGAGGAAUAUGAUAGAACUGAUGGUUUUUCACAUGGUCCUUUUGGCUUGAAACCUAGAUCAGCUUUUAGCCGCUCAUCUUGCCAGGAAUAUGGGGCAGUAGAUCCCGGAUUUACAAUGAGAAGAAAGAUGGAACAUCUACGGGAAGAACGAGAGCAAAUACGACAACUUCGCAACAAUCUCGAGUCCAAGUUAAAAGUAAUUUUGCCUGAUGACAUUGGAGCAGCACUAAUGGAUGGGGUUGUUCUCUGCCAUUUAGCCAAUCAUAUAAGGCCGCGCUCCGUAGCUAGUAUUCAUGUGCCAUCACCAGCGGUGCCUAAACUGAGCAUGGCAAAAUGUCGAAGAAAUGUAGAAAAUUUUCUUGAUGCUUGUAAAAAGUUGGGUGUCUCACAGGAAAGACUCUGUUUGCCUCAUCAUAUUUUGGAAGAGAGAGGUCUUGUGAAAGUUGGUGUCACAGUUCAGGCUCUUCUUGAAUUACCUACAACCAAGGCAUCUCAGCUUUCUACAGCUUGAAAUAACAUUUAAAAAUCAUAAGUAUAUAGUUUCAUUUAUUGGAAGUGACUUCAAAUAUCUCAAAUUCAUGAAUAAGAAUGUCUAAUCAAAAAUAAUUUUAUUCUGUUAAGCCUUAGGUUUAACAAAGUUAUGUUAAAAAUUAUAUUAAAUUAAAUUUUGAAUAGCCCAAACUUCCUUUGGGGGAAAACUGGGUUAACUUAAUAAGAGUUUUUGAUAAAUUCAAAUUCUCUUUUUACCUAGUUGAUAAUCUUGAUUAUUUUUGAAAAAU
This is a messenger RNA of Rhinolophus ferrumequinum (greater horseshoe bat), 2551 nucleotides long. It is a transcript of the gene LRCH2, whose product is annotated as leucine rich repeats and calponin homology domain containing 2. Gene Ontology annotation, molecular function: protein binding. The transcript is spliced from 21 exons. The record is from RefSeq and is a predicted model, not a curated record. NCBI's taxonomy places the organism in Eukaryota, Metazoa, Chordata, Mammalia, Chiroptera, Rhinolophidae. Bases 1 to 2283 code for a protein of 760 amino acids.